AUGACAUCGACCACUAACUGGGUCCCCAGGAAGAAGGUAGCCAUCAUUGGUAGUGGUUCAGCUGGAAUCGGUGCUCUCUGGGCUCUGAACCGCACUCACCAUGAUGUAUACCUCUACGAGGCGGCUGACCGCUUGGGUGGCCAUACUAAUACGGUAGUAUGGAAGAAAGGCAAAUUCACCACCUUGGUAGAUACGGGGUUUAUCGUCCUCAACGAGGCAACAUAUCCCAAUUUCAUAAACUUCCUGAAAAGGGUUAAGGUGAAAACGGUGCCUACAGAGAUGACCUUUGGCGUGUCACGGGACCGUGGAAGGUUCGAAUGGGCAGGGGCAAGCCUGGAUUCCCUAUUCUGCCAAAGGAGAAACAUCUUCUCCUUGAAGAUGUGGAGGCUGGUCUUCGAUAUCAUCCGCUUCAACCAAUUUGCCCUCGAUUUAUUGAAGGAGGAGGAGGACGUGGAUGAUUCCUAUCAUGCCUCUGGAAACGACGAAGCCUCCGCCAGGCCGAUGGAAACGAUUGGACAGUAUCUGGACAGACAAGGAUACUCGGAAGCAUUUCGCAAUGACUAUCUGAUACCCAUGACGGCGGCUGUAUGGAGUACGAGUCCUGACAAGUGCACUUUGGAGUUCCCGGCCACGACACUUGUUCGAUUUAUGUGGAAUCAUCACCUCUUGAGUACUAUUGCCACGCGACCAGCCUGGCUUACUUUAGAAGGGGGCGCGAAAUCAUACAUCGACGCAGUGGUUAGGGGGUUCCCCCCUAAUCACUUAUUCCUGAAAACCGCGGUCAAAUACAUCACCAACGAUGAAGAUGGUCAGGUCAGGCUCCAUCUGGAGAAUGGAAAAACAGAUGUGUAUGACCACGUCGUAUUGGCGACGCACGGAGAUCAAGCGUAUCAAAUCAUUAAACCCUCGGCCACUGCAGAGGAAAGUGCCAUCAUGUCCCAGUUCAAGACGUCGGAGAAUACAUGCGUUCUCCAUUCAGACCUGUCGCAUAUGCCGAGGAGGCAAAAUGCAUGGUCGGCUUGGAACUACCUCACAGUAUCAUCGCCCUGGACGCGCAGAGACAUCGACCAGAUCUCGUUGACAUACAACAUGAACAUUUUGCAACACAUUCCUCGGGAGGCGUUUGGAGACGUACUGGUGACACUAAACCCGAUCCAAGAACCGAGGCCGGAGACUGUCCAAGGCCGAUAUUCGUACUCACACCCGCUAUACAAUCCCACGGCAGUCCGAGCGCAGCAAGCCCUGCCAAGAAUACAGAACACGAGAGGGAUAAGUUACGCGGGAGCGUGGACCAAGUAUGGGUUUCACGAAGAUGGAUUCAGCAGCGGUCUACACGUAGCGCAGGCUCACCUUGGGGCCAAGCUGCCGUUCGAGUUCGUAGACUCGACGUAUAGUCGAGGAAGACGACCGAGCCUAGGGAUCGUGGACCUCUUGGUAAGGCUUAUCAUCUUGGCGAUUCAAAUAUUUGUAAUAGACGUGCUGGAGAGGGUGUUUUGUAAAAUAAAUAGGAAGGCAUCGGUACAGGCAAACGGGAAUGGGAGGGAUAGGAGGUUGAGCAUCAAGCAAAUGUAA
Messenger RNA from Hypoxylon fragiforme, 1572 nucleotides. Its product is annotated as FAD/NAD(P)-binding domain-containing protein. Bases 1 to 1572 code for a protein of 523 amino acids. The transcript has 3 exons. Lineage: Eukaryota; Fungi; Ascomycota; Sordariomycetes; Xylariales; Hypoxylaceae. Gene Ontology annotation, molecular function: oxidoreductase activity. The record is from RefSeq and is a predicted model, not a curated record.